UCAACUCACUAUUUGUGUAACUGGGUUUGUCUAGAACUAACAAACCAAACGUUACUAAUAUUAAUUAUGGCACGUGCCUGUAACGAAAGGCGGGUAAUCAAUUUGGCUAUUCGAUGAACGUUCCUCUCUUCGAUUCAUCGUCUCAUUUCCCCCAUUUCAAUCUCUCUCUCUCUCUCUCUCUCUCUCUCUUCCUUUAUUUCUUCGAAGACUAUUAUCCCCCUUAGGUUCAUCUUCGACAGAGAAAUGACGACGAGUUUGGAUCGGUGGGAGAAGGAUCCUUUCUUUGCCGCUGCUGAAGAAGUUCAGGAAUCUGCCGACAGGAUGGAGUCAGCUUACAGGUCAUGGAUCAAGCGAGGCUCUUCGAAUGUAUGGGACUCUGAUCAGCUUCACAGGGGCCUUCACGCUGCUCUUGGAACCACCAAAUGGCAGAUGAAUUCCAACGAGCUGUUAAAUCUAGCUACGACAAUCGUCUAAAUGACGAAACUCAAGAUAGGCAUCGGGAGUUUACUUUCGUGAUGGAGACUCAAGUUGCGAAGAUAGAGAGAUCUCUCAAGGAAGCUGAUGAUGGCAAAGGAACUCCGAGAUGGGUGCGUUUGGACGAAGAUGAUCGUAACGAGCUUGCUCUCUUCUUGACUGGACCAUCUGAGUCUGAAAAGAAACAAGCAAAGACGCAAGGUCAUAGAAGGGCGGCUAGUGCUACUCCUGACAUUGGUGCUUGGAACAUUGCAGUUUCCAAAGACCGGUUAUUACAGAAAUCUUCUGGUGAGCCACCGGUUCGACCUCCACGGAAAGUUCCUAGCGUCUCCGGGUUCUUAAAUUUUAUGGAGCCUGGCUCCAAAAAUUGCGUUAGGAAGUGGAAGGCCUUGGAUCGACAAGGAGACUCUGAUGCUGUGUUGUUAUUGCCCAUCCAAGCGAACCAGGUAAGAUCUCCAAACAAGAGUUGUAUGGAGUGUGAAGAGGAUUGUUAUGAGAAGCAGCUUCACGGUUGGUAUGGAGCUAUACAGAGGCAGCUUCAACGGUCACAGUAUCGAAUGAGAUAUAGUAAAACCGUUCAAGCUACGAUUUGGAUUCUUCUUUUACUUUUUCUUAUAGGUAAAUAUUUACUAAACCGAACUUUCUUCCCCCUCUGCAAGUUAAUUAGUAUUUGAGAUUUGGCAUGCAGUGGUAGUCGCAACGCAUGCAAUGUAGAAGACAGGUAUGAAUACGACGCUGGAGAGUUCAUUCAUCUUCGUUAUGAGACGGAUUUGGCAAAGUCUACAUCCUUAACUGUACAGUAGUAUUAUCACUGAGUUUGAUUCUCUUGUAACAUAGAAAUGCAUUUUUUUUGGUUCGAGUAAACAACAUUCUAGUUUUGAACAUAUGUUUUGUAAAACAGAAAUGCAUUCUUGAUUUUGAUUAUUUGAAAUAUGAUUCUUAUU
This is a messenger RNA of Brassica napus (rape), 1418 nucleotides long. RefSeq lists its product as uncharacterized. The transcript is spliced from 3 exons. NCBI's taxonomy places the organism in Eukaryota, Viridiplantae, Streptophyta, Magnoliopsida, Brassicales, Brassicaceae. The record is from RefSeq and is a predicted model, not a curated record. Gene Ontology annotation, cellular component: membrane. Gene Ontology annotation, biological process: Golgi vesicle transport. The coding region runs from base 423 to 1148 and encodes 241 amino acids.